Messenger RNA from Nomia melanderi (Alkali bee), 2622 nucleotides. RefSeq names its product protein LZIC. NCBI's taxonomy places the organism in Eukaryota, Metazoa, Arthropoda, Insecta, Hymenoptera, Halictidae. Gene Ontology annotation, molecular function: beta-catenin binding. The record is from RefSeq and is a predicted model, not a curated record.
CAAUCAUGUACCUGGCAUGAACUAUGUAAUCGACAUAGAGUAGCUUGUAUAACUAUUCCAUUGGCUAUUAUUGUUAUUACUAUUAUUUUUAUACGACAAAUGAUAACAUUUGAAAAAGCGUAAUUCGGGGAAAGAUAUUUUAAUCAAGGAUUAACGUGAUCUGUAAUCUGUACCAUAGAGCAUCAUAGAUAUAGAUAAGAUUGCUCUUAGUGUUUUCUAGAAGGCCGAACACAGGGUAGUCUUUCGAAGAAAAGUCCUGCAUGACAGAAGUUAGAAUUUAAUAAUAUAAAACGUUAUUAAGGACUCAAUUACGAGAAUUAAAUUGAUAAACUUCUGAAACCAGAAAUCAUAAAAAUUAAAAAAUGAGCUCUCAUGGUAAACUAGAAACCGAAAAAUUAAGAAAAAAUUUGGAAGCACAAUUGGACAGACUAGUGGAACAAUUAGAAGAUAUCGAAGAAAACAGGAGUUCGUUAGACGAUGAUAUGUAUGAAGAGGCUGUGCAACUUACAAGGGAAGACUUAGAAAAGUUCAAUGAAAGUUUACAAAGAAUGAUAUCUGGUGAUACAACAUUAGUUGAUCAAUUGAGUGCCAUACAGCUGGCAGCACAGGCAGCAAUUAGCGAAGCAUUCAAAACUCCUGCAGUUAUAAGAAUGUUUGCUAAGCGGGAAACAACACAACUUAGAGGACGUUUAUCUCAAAUUGAUUGUGAUGUGAAACUUGCAAAAUUAAGCAAAGAAGAUGGUGACCGUCAGCGAAGAGAAGUAUUGAAUGCAUUAAGACAGCUUGGAGAGAAAUUAGAACCACAUGAGUUACAAUUAUUAGAAAAAUUGAAGUCAAGUAGUAUAGAUGCAGCAAGUUAUGUACAAGUUAAUGAGAACACAGAAAAAGGCAGAAUGGCUAUGGCAGCAGUAGGUGAUGAAGUUAGAAUAACACAAAAUAUUUAGGUUCACAUAAUUCCUAAAUAAUAAUUUUUAAUCUUUGACUGAAUUGACUUCUGUAAAAUAUGUUUUAAACAAUUUUAGAUGCUGUUUGCAAAAUAAUAUUUGUUAUUAUUGACUUGUACAUAAAAAUGUAAGAACAGGUUGUGUAUUACAAUGAAAAAACAAUUGUUUUUUUGGGUACAAAAUCUGCUGAAAUUUUAUAUUUUGAGAAUUUUAAUAUAACUAUCUUUACCUGAAUUUUGCAGUUAUCUUCUAAACUGUCCCAUUAUAAGAUACCCGUCAUAAGUAGAAUAAUCUAUGAUAAGCAAAUAUAUUUUACCAGGUUUUAUUACAGUACAUGUAAUAUGUAUUAGAUAUGUUUUAGUAAAAUAUGUAUUUGAUUUAUUUCAAUAUUAUACUUACAAACUAUAUGGAUGAUUCACGAAACAAAGACACAAGUAAAUAAAUUUACAUGUAUUAUAUUUCACAUCAUAUUAUUGUUGUCAGUAUGUAUACAUACACAUGUUAUAUAAAUACAUUUUGAAAAAGUAUAUUACAAAAGCAACAUCCUUUGUUAAUUCGUUCAAAAUAAAGUUCUUUUACUUGUGGAAAUUUUUUCGAAUUAAAGAAAACUAUUUCAAUAUUUUGCAUUAUACAUAAUCGUUACUGUGUUUUAUCUUCCACUUCAUUUAACUAUUAAAUAUUACACUUGUUCCGUAAUAAUGUUAAAGAUUUAAAACAAAAAGGAAAAAAAUAGCUUUUAAACAUUUGUUUGUAUACAUAUUACAAAUGCUUCCACAUAAGAGUUUACAAAAGCUUGUCAAAUUGGUGUCAAGAAUAUAUUAAAGUGCUUCUACAAUGUAUCUUCUUCUUUUUACAAACACAGUAGAUGGUUCAACUUUUUCCACGGGCUUAUUACUUGAUUAGAAUAUAUAUUGCAUCAAUUAUCAAUUAACGCUUACGUCGACAAACUCUUUUAUGUUCACGCUGCCAAUGAACUUGCUGGCAAUCGGUACUGCAAUAUGCAGUAUUCCAACAACAGUGAUAUAUAGCUUCAGCUUCACAAUUGUAACACUGAAAUCAUAAUAUUCAUUAAAAUGUAUACGUGGCAAUAUUUACACAUAUUGUAUACAGAAAGAAAUUAAAGGAUCAUUACCCAUUGCUUCUUUUUAAUCUCGGAUAUAAUCUGUUGAUGUCUAUCCGUUAGUUGUCGUAAUUCUUUAGCAUGUUCGGCUUGUAAUUUCUCUAACUCUUUACAUUUUUCUAAUUCUAAUUCGCGACGCAAUUUUUCUAAUGCUGUCGUGGUCGGUUGUUCGGAAGUUCUGCGUUCUCUUUUUAUCUAUAAGAAAUAUACCAUUAAUGCAUUAUAGCAAUAAUUAUAUAAUAAACGACAAAUAAGUAACUACAGUGAAGAGUGUCACAAAAAAAUAAAUAAAUAAAAAAUAUCGUCUCUAAGAAUGGGAUAUCUAUGACUCUUUACUAGAAUAUGAUUAUUAUAUUUUGUACCUUUGCAGGUAAUGUUUCUGUUUGCAUCUGUUCUGUUUGUACAAGGACACAUUUAGAUCUUGGUUCUUGAGAACUAGACGUAACCAUAUCUUCUUGUGAACCUUCUUUCUUCAAACCCUGGGGACAGGUACUAGAUAUUCCUCUUGCCGGUUCGUCCUCUGCUACUGGUAAACAGGGCACUUGUCUUUCUUCACUU